AUGUCUGCACUAUUAUCAGCUUCACAACGACUGGUAAAUGGAACUUACGAUAAAAGAGAUCAUUUUGCCCAGGGCGAUGUAGGCUACACGUCUCUAACUCACUCCUUACACGAAUCAAUUCUGGAAGAGCCGAAUGAGGACUCACGGACUCCCUGCCCCUCAGAGCACGUUCCGAUCCGCUCUCAGUCUGUAGACAAAACAUCUGAACCGUCAGACGUGAUAGAUGGGAAUUAUUUUCUGCGUGUCACCGAUCAAGUUCAGUCUGAAAUUGCAAUUUUAAUCGAUCAAACGGAAGCGGAUCUCGAGUCCGGUCCAAUGGAUGAGGAAGUUGCUGGUUUAUUGAGGACCGCAGUGGGAAAAGCCAAACUGUUGGUGUCCGAAAAAUUCGUUCAGUUCAGAAAUCUGUGCCAGCAAAACUUGGACUGGCUAGCAGCACAACAAUCUGGGAGCUCUGUCAAAACGGACGGUCCGGAUCUGGUCACAUUGGUCAGUGAUUUGGAUGGGUUCUGGGCUAUGGUCAUGCUCCAGGUGGACGAUGUGCGUGCCCAGUUCGCAAAGGUGAACGAGCUGCGCAUCAAUGGCUGGCAUUUACCCCAGGGAAAUGAUGAUAUUGGGAGUAAGGUUAAAUCGAACGGAGUCGGUCCUUCGGGUGAUGGGAACACUGCUGACGGAACUAAGACGCCGGUUUCCAAGUCUACCACACGUAAACAAAACUCGGGGUCAAAAUCAACUCAUCCCCGAGAUGAUUCGGCGGCUCGGGCUAAAGCUCGCGAACGGUUGGCCAUGGCUAAGCGUGAAAUGCGUGCAAAGCAAAUGGAGGCGAUGGCCAACAACACUCAGGGCGCACAUGUGACCACCGGUGGAGAAGACCUGUUCAUCCUUGUCUGA
This is a messenger RNA of Echinostoma caproni, 888 nucleotides long. The record is from the annotation of a GenBank genome assembly. Lineage: Eukaryota; Metazoa; Platyhelminthes; Trematoda; Plagiorchiida; Echinostomatidae.